Rotaria socialis is the source of this 651-nucleotide messenger RNA. Lineage: Eukaryota; Metazoa; Rotifera; Eurotatoria; Philodinida; Philodinidae. The record is from the annotation of a GenBank genome assembly.
AUGAUUCUACUUCGUUCAAUUCUUUGUCCAACAUGGCGACGUAUCGGAUAUACUUUAGUAAAACCGAUUGUUCGAACGGAAACAUCAAAAUCUGUUUUCUCAAAUAUUCAAAAAUCUCUUUCAAAAAAUUUACUUAUUUUUGAAUAUAAAGAUCGAAUAUUACCAGUAUUAGGUGUAGUUGGUUUCAUGCAAUUUAUUAUCUUUGAUGUUGUUGCUUAUUGGAGUUUUCAUUUAUUUGGAACUGUUACAGCUAAACAAGAAAAUUUAACAUCAAGUUCAACAUUCAUCGAUCGAGCGGCAACUAUUGUGCCUACAAAUAGAUUUCGAUAUACAACAAAUAUUGUUAUUGUCUUAGUUAGUGGAGCUAUAUUUGGUGCUUGCGUAGUCUAUCCAGCUCGAUGUAUACGUCGUCUUUAUUUACUCAAGGAUGGGUCGUCUAUUGGCAUUGUUACUUAUGCAUUAUGGCCUAGUGCACGAAAAUUUACGGUUCCAUUAGAACAAAUAUCUUCGCAAACAGGUCUCGAAGGUUCAGGCAUUUUUCAUAAAAUCAAUAUUCGAAACCGAUGGCUUUCACAUUUAAUUAAUAAACGUGAAGGAAAAUUUUAUAAUAAAACUAUAUAUGAAACUGUGAUUGCUUUGAAGCGUUUUUAA